Molecule: messenger RNA, 1728 nt
Organism: Angiostrongylus costaricensis
Lineage: Eukaryota; Metazoa; Nematoda; Chromadorea; Rhabditida; Metastrongylidae
Source: the annotation of a GenBank genome assembly
AUGUCAGUGUCAACGGGUAGCUCACUUUGUGGCGAUAACGACCAGGACCUCUUUCUUGAUGAUGAAGAAGAUAUUGACUUUUAUGCCAUAUUAAAUGUGCCAAAAAAUGCAACAGAGGACGAAAUAAACAAAGCAUAUCGUAAACGUUGCCUAAUCUUCCAUCCUGAUCGCCAUUCUGAAGAAGAGGAUAGGAAAGAAGCCGAGAAGAUUUUCGUUCAACUCCGACGAGCCCAUGAAACCCUCAUUGAUCCGAAAAAGCGUGCUAUAUACGAUGCUCUUGGUGUGCAGGGUCUUGACACCCAAGGAUGGGAUCUCGUAUCAAAGUCAUCCAAUCCUGAAAAUAUUAGACGAGAGUACGAUUUUCUGAAACGAUUGAAAGAACAAGAAUUGAUGAUGCAAAGGGUGCAUCCAUCUAGUGGAUUCAUCGUGAAGACAUCGUUUGCCGGUCUGUUCUUUGAGGAACCAAGUGAUAGAUAUCCUCCGCAGUUAAUUGGGAUAUCAAUUACUCAAGCGGUAGACUGUGCUAUGACAGCAACAAGUCGAAUAGGUCUCACAGGACGUGUUAAAACUGGCAAUGGGAGAGGGGAUGGAAACGUUUCGCUUAUAUGGAAGAAAAGUGCCGGGCAGUACCAUUUAGAGAAUACUUUUACUGCAUCUGGUGAUGCACUAAAUCUAUCUUGUCGUGUUGCCCGAAGCCUUUACACUCGAGCUGCCAUUGUUAUCCAGCCGUCGUUGCAGUAUUUCCCAAUGCAGGAAUCUUUUGUACCUGCUUUGACCUUGAUAUAUUCGAUGAGGCUGCGUGUUCGUUGGCAAGGAAGUAUUGUGCUAAAUUUGACUCCCGUUCAAAGUUCCAUCACAACAACGCUUGUGCAUACUGAAAAUAAUCAACCAAAAGCUGUCAUGAAUCUCACAUUAUCGCCAACAAAUUCAAAUAUUCGUUUGAUGCACUAUAUUCGGAAUCCCGAGCAUGACGCUUUCACAGAAAGUUCUGUACAACUUUCGAUGUUUGGAGUAACGCCAUCUCUGCAUUUUGAAAGACGACUAUCAAGGUUUUCACGCAUUGGAUGCGCUGUUAAUUUCUCUUUUCCAUCGUGCAUGUUUUCCGCUAAAUUCAAGUUGAAGGUCGGUCAGUCAUCUUUUGAAUGGCAGUUGGUGCUAUGUGACGAUCGUGAAGCCCUAGCAAGGAGCACUAUUUAUGGUAUUGCUGUGCCUCUAGUUUUAUUUCAUCUUACUACGAAGGUGUUGCUUAGGAGGUGGUGGGACGGUUUUGCGGCACUGUUUGAUGAUCAUAGUCGUGAUCGUGAGGUUGAUACAGUUAAACAAGAAGAGUCUGGACGAAUAGUCAAUUUGAUGCGCCCAACUGCUGAUCGUAUUCGUCGUGAAGAGCAACAAAAAUUCGGGAUAAUCUAUAGGUACGGGCAAUGUGAGUUGACUGGUUCGUCUUCAUAUAUUCUAGCUGGUGACAAGACUAUUGAUGUUACGAUCCCUCUUCAAGCCAUGGUUAAUGAUUCACAACUAAGGAUUUAUUCGGUGAAAAGUCAGCUACCGGGAUUUUAUGAUCCUUGUCCCGGAGAAGCGAAAAUGUUGCAUGUUCGUUACAUGUUUCGUGACGAACUACACGUUGUUACAGUAGCAGACGACAUGCCAUUACAAAUUCCAAUGAGAUGUAAUUUUAUUCUAUUUGAUAUUCUUGUAGUUUGUUUUUCUUUUCGUUCAAAUGUCGAUUGA